AGUCGCAAUUUACACACUGUACCGCUAUAGUGGAUCAUCCGGUUUUUAAUUGUGAAUAAAAAGUGCUAGUAGCUGACUGAUCGUAUCAACGACUUAGCGAGACAGAGCGCGUGCGGACACUCGGGAAACAUUCAGCUAAUCUGGUUCUUGUAAAGCACAGAUAAUCGUGCAGAGUGGUGAAUAUCUUUGUUGUGAGCAAUAUGAUUCUGUGUUUUGCUAUCACUUGCCUUUACCGCCACCAAAGCACAAGUACGUUAAUGCGAAUCAUAUCAUACGAUAACGGUAUCUUUGGCCGGUUAACUGAUAAAUUGAAAGCAGAUACCAUCAAGUGAAGGAAGUGCGAUCUUGCGUAUAACACUAAACAGGUUUUGAGAAACCGACCAACAGCAACUAUUGGGACGGAAUCGAAGCAUAACGUCUUAUCAACGAAUAGAGCGGAAAGAGCAAAGUUCGAGCGCGAUUAUCUGGCAUGUCGUGGUUUUAUAUCACUAGCCACGUGGUGCGUGGAGCUGCGUGAUAAUUGAUCUAGAGUUGGAUCGUUUAGUGAACAAAGUGAAUAAAGCUGAAGCAAUGGUCAGUUUUCAGCAAAAACAAGGAGAUGUGACGUUAGACAUGGAUCCGCCCAAACGGAAGCAGUUGCGAAAGGAGCGCGAAGAGCUUCAGAAAAAACUAAACGCCGAGUUGAAAGAACACGUGGGCAAGAACCCAACAAUAGAGACAAAUGUGGCAAACCUUGUUUAUUUCUUGAACAAUCAACAAUGGAACCAGCUGGAGGAGCUAGUGCAGACUACUCGGGCAUUUGAUUCACCAACCGAGUUUUCGCCACCACUCCCGAAAAUCAUUAGCUACAAACAGGUGAAUGCGGUGGAACAUCUGUUUCAGAAUCCCACCGGCCAGCUGAAUUAUCUGCAGCUUCUGAUUACGCAUUUUGAAAUUGAAAACGUGCUAUUCGGGAAAGACAGAAACGCUCCAAUCCAUUACGCUGUAGAGGCGCUUGACGAGGAGUUUUUAGAUUGGUUACUCCGUCGUGAAGAUGCUCACGGAGGUUCUCUUAUCAACGUUAACUUACGGAACAAGGACAAAAAGACGGCGUUGUACAUGUUGUGCGAGAAGUACGAUAAAAGCAAUUUGACGAGCCAAAAACGUGAGAUAUUAAUCAAACUAAUUGAUCGACUGGUGGUAGCCGGUGCUGAUUUUAACAUUUAUAGCAGUCCAAAACAGUUGCCUUUCGAUCUGUUGCUGAAACACUACGACGACGAUAUUGCUAUAAAGCAAUUGGUGGAUCGCAUUGAUUCACAAUCGAAUCGUGCAAUCGCCUACAGCGUUUGUCGACAGAAUGGAUCAAACGAACGUCUUGUCAAUUUUUUUGAUAGAGCAGGAAAUAGAGAAGUGCACGUUACACCGGAACUGCUAGAGUUGUUUCUGCAGUUCGAUGAUUUGAAUAACUUCGAUCAACAUUGGGCUGCAUUUUCAGUGGAUCAAAAUAAUGUAAAGAAGGUGAUCGAGCUGGUGCUGCAGGUUGCAGUUGCGCGAAAAUUGAGCAAUAUCGUUCGCCGGAUUGUUGAUAGUGCAGGUUGGAUGAUAUUUGCCAUUCGCGAGGGGAAUCCUGAGCUCGAACAUCGUUUCGAGUUAAAGGGAUUGCUGCUGAGUGCGGCACAAGCGGGCAACCUUGAGAUCAUCGAGCUGCUCAUGCCAAUGAUCGAAGGCGAUCACGAACUGGUGAACUAUAAUCCUGUACUGGCUCAGACGCUAGAAAAGGCACAUUCCACCAGGCAAAAAAAGAAUGAAAUUGAUAAAUUUUUAAAUUGCGCCAAAUAUCUUAUUGAAUGUAACGCAGUAUCCCUGCACAAAACCACGAACAGCGGAAACACACCUCUGCAUCUGGCGGUAAAGUAUGGUUACGAUGAGGUGGUGGUCGCUCUGCUCGAAAACGGGUGUGGAUCGCUGGGUGUGUGCAAUCAAGCUAACCUGACUCCGUUGGAAUGUGGAACGCGUAGUUUCUGGAAAGCGUGCUUCGACAAGUUCAUCAAGGGAGACAGUUCCAAACAGGAUUGGAAAUCAAUAGACUUCGAAACGAACUGCUUUCAGUCACCAGAUAUUGACAGCAAUGCUACGGCCACGCAUGCGGGUUGGAAAAAAUUUAAUCCCAUUCGAAGUGCAUCGCAAGCGAGUGUGCGUCCUGAGGAGCGGGUUGUCGUCACCGAGAUGACUCCCCUGCGUAGGAUGGCAGAGUCCAAAGAGUUGAAGCGCUUGCUUACGCACCCCGUUAUCUACGCGUUUGUGAUGGUGAAAUGGGUUCGACUGAGCACCUUACAUUUGCUAAACUUGCUUCUUACGAUGGUCACAAUCGGUAGCUUCGGCUGGUAUUCGCUGAGCGUCUGCAAUGUUGUUGAUCUUCACAGUAGCCUGCAUUACUUUUUGAAGUUUCUUAUAAUUUUAGUAAGCAUACUAACGCUGCUUCGCGAAGGGAUACAAAUGUAUCUGCUACCUCGAUCAUAUGCGACGCUCGAGAACUUGGUUGAUAUCAGCAACAUCGUCGCUAUUGUCGUUAUUGUUUUUUUUCGCGGUUGCGAUCCAAUUCUGUCCUCGCUAGUGUUGCUGGUCUUUUCGUUGCAAAUGGUGUUUAUAUUGAGUGCGCUACCAUUCAAACAGCUCUCUACCAUUAUGUACAUGUUUAAGACGGUAGCGGUAAACUUCAUCCAAAGCCUCUUGCUUUUCCUACCGCUGAUUUGUGCAUUCGUGUUCGCGUUCUAUCUUACGUAUAACGGCAACAAUGCGGUCACUGAGUUGAAUCGGACUUACGCGUCCAACGAAACUAGCGACGACGCUGACAACGAAACCAAAGAUGACGAGGAUUUUCACAAAUUCCGCACGGUAAUGGACGCAGUGGUUAAAACAGUGGUUAUGACAACAGGAGAAUUCGAUGCGGCAGACCUGGACCUGACUGGUGGCAAGGUUUUUCUUUUCCUCGUGUUUCUCUUCAUUGCGCCGCUGGUGAUUCUUAACCUAAUGAACGGUCUGGCAGUAAGUGACAUCCAGGCGAUCCAGGAAAAAUCCGAGUUGAUCAGCAUAAGCAAGAAGGUGAUUGAACUCGAACGCAUUGAGCGUCUGAUGGUGAGCUUGAGGCCAGAAUGGAUAAGAAGGAAAUUUCCCAAUCAAUUCUUGAAGCACCAUAGUUCAAAGAUAGGAGUACGAAUCGAUGAGUUAGGUAAGAUUUUGGUUCGUCAUAAGCAGAAAGAACAGUCCUCACUACCAAACACAGAAGGAAACGGAGUAGCUGUUCCACUACUCGAUAAUCAUUCUGACCUCAACAGUAAACCGAAUCAGAAGGACACCAACUCUCAGCCGCUGUUUCCACCGAUAUUCAGUGAAGGCACGGAUAUUGUUUUAGAUUUUGGAUUUUUGCAAUUGACCAGCUUCCUUACACUUGAUCGUACCAUAUUAGCAGAGGCAUUGUCAGUGAUUGAGGAUCGCACGGCCGUUAAACGUUGCAAGUACUGCAAACAGGAGUUAUAACGCAUCAUUUUAUCCAUAGACAAUCAUAGUUGAAUAAUACUAGUUCCUAAAAAAUUUAUAGACAUAGAGUGAAAGAAUUAAUUAGCCAACGUAGACACAAACUAGAACAAUCCUCUAAGACUCGUUGUGCCUGCCUAGGAAUAUUAAAAUGCCUCUAAUUUUCAGCCAGUACAAAACAACAGAACAUCAGAAGUGCACGCAAGACCAAUAAUAGAUAAAAUUGUUCCAUAUAUCUCUAAGAUUAACUAGAGCAUGUACAUGUCUAGGACAUAUCUAGCAAUAACAACAAAACAACAAAUAAGUAAAUAAAUAAUGUGUAUAACUGUAAAUCAGCAUUAUAGUAUGUAAUGAUAGGAUAUGUUUAAAAGCUAUCGGUAGAUUUAGAAAACACAUAGCUUUAAGAGAAACGAUUUUUGUAAUAUUUUUUCACGUAUUAAACCAAAUUUAUAUUG
Messenger RNA from Anopheles aquasalis, 3968 nucleotides. Its product is annotated as transient receptor potential cation channel protein painless-like. Lineage: Eukaryota; Metazoa; Arthropoda; Insecta; Diptera; Culicidae. Gene Ontology annotation, cellular component: transmembrane transporter complex; membrane. The record is from RefSeq and is a predicted model, not a curated record. Gene Ontology annotation, biological process: monoatomic ion transmembrane transport. Gene Ontology annotation, molecular function: monoatomic ion channel activity; protein binding.